AUGUCCGGCUAUUAUCCUCCCCCUCCCGGAUCGGCCGGUGCUGGAACACAGAAGAGCUACCCGCCUCCACCGAUGUCAGCUCCCCCGACUCAGACCAAGUUCUCCUACCCAGCUCCCCCAAGCAGCUCUCAGGGUAGAAACUACCCUCCUCCUCCUCAAGCUGCUGCCACACCACCCCCUGCUGCCUCUUCACCCCAGCAGUACCCUCCUCCUCCCCAGCAGCCACAAUUCUCAUCACCACCCCAAGCCCCCUCGCCGGCGCAACACGCUGCGCUGCCCACACACGCACGCAGUCAAUCACAGACAUCCCAGCAGCAGCAGCAGCCACAACAGUUCGCACCGCCUCCUUCAUAUCCCACAGAAGACAAGGAUGCCUCUUAUCCAGCCGAGAAGCAGCAACAGCAACAGCAACAGCAACAGCAACAGCAACCCGUAACCAUGGAUCCCUCCUCAGUAGCCAGCACCCUGCUCGGCGCCCCAGCCGCUGGCCAGUUCGUCGGUGCUACCUCCACAGUAGUAGACGACGUGGGCACCUUCAACGGUGGCUCCUACCGCAUCAGCCACCGCGACUGCAAUACCGUCCUCACAAUCCAGCUCGCCAUUGGCUGCCCCUUUGAGGCGAGACCCGGAGCCAUGAUUGCCAUGUCCCCGUCUAUCCAGCUCAAAGGCUCCUACAAGUUCAGCAUGAAGAAGCUGGUGGCGGGCGGCGAGAUGAGCCAGUCACACUACACCGGUCCCGGAGAGCUGCUGCUCGCGCCGCCGAUGCUGGGCGACAUCACGAGCUUGAGGCUGACCGGGAACGAGUCGUGGUCGGUGAGCCACGAUGGGUAUCUCGCCAGCACGCAGCAUGUGAUCAAGGACUACAAGAGGCAGGGGCUGGGGAAGGCCAUGUUUAGCGGGGAGGGGCUCUGGGUGUACAAGAUUAGCGGGACGGGCCUGUUGUGGCUGACGAGCUUUGGUGCCAUUAUCAGGAAAGACCUGGCCGAAGGCGAGAAAUACAUCGUGGACAACGGCCACUUGGUCGCCUGGAACGUCAAGUACAUCAUGGAGCGGGUCACCUCGGGAGGCAUCAUUUCGGGCUUUGCGUCUGGUGAAGGUCUCGUCUGCAAGUUCACCGGCCCAGGGACGGUGUUUAUUCAGACCAGAAACGCGAGAUCAUUCAGUGCUUACAUGACUGGACAACAGAACGGCCAUGCUUAG
Podospora anserina S mat+ is the source of this 1200-nucleotide messenger RNA. RefSeq lists its product as uncharacterized. The transcript is spliced from 5 exons. NCBI's taxonomy places the organism in Eukaryota, Fungi, Ascomycota, Sordariomycetes, Sordariales, Podosporaceae. The record is from RefSeq and is a predicted model, not a curated record. The coding region runs from base 1 to 1200 and encodes 399 amino acids.